UCGGAGGGGAUGCCGCUGCUGCCGCAGAGAUGGAGUUGAAUCACAGAAACAACAAAGUGUCGGAGAGAGUUUAGACAGAAGAAGGAGAAGAAGGAGCGGGUAGCGGUGGUUCUAGCCGCCGGAUGUGUUUGUUGACUGUAAAGAGAAAGAGAGGAGCUAUCUGUAGACAGGAUGAAGCUGCUGAAGCCGAGCUGGGUCAGCCACAACGGCAAACCCAUAUUUUCAGUUGACAUCCACCCUGAUGGGACGAAAUUUGCAACCGGCGGGCAAGGAGAGGAUUCUGGUAAGGUGAUGAUCUGGAACAUGGCGCCGGUCCUCAGAGAGGAGGACGAGAAGAACGAGAAUAUUCCCAAAAUGCUUUGCCAGAUGGACAAUCACCUCGCAUGUGUGAACUGUGUGCGCUGGUCCAACAACGGGCUUUACCUGGCAUCAGGAGGGGACGACAAGCUGGUCAUGGUCUGGAAGAGAGCUGCGUUCAUCGGUCCCAGCACAGUGUUCGGGUCGAGCAGUAAGCUGGCCAACGUGGAGCAGUGGAGGUGUGUCACCAUCCUCAGAAACCACACUGGAGGUGAGAGCCACACACACACACUAACAGGAUGAAUGAAGCAUCUAUCUGUGUGUGAUGAACACACUCCAGACUAACUCCUCUAACGAGGAGCACUGCUGAUCCUAACUGGAAGUUUUUAGGGCCACAAGCAGAACAUUUAGGGUCACACCUUAAAUCGACCUGCAC
This is a messenger RNA of Centropristis striata (black sea bass), 733 nucleotides long. Its product is annotated as protein HIRA-like. Gene Ontology annotation, biological process: DNA-templated transcription; chromatin organization. The record is from RefSeq and is a predicted model, not a curated record. The coding region runs from base 172 to 600 and encodes 142 amino acids. Lineage: Eukaryota; Metazoa; Chordata; Actinopteri; Perciformes; Serranidae. The transcript has 5 exons. Gene Ontology annotation, molecular function: nucleosome binding; protein binding. Gene Ontology annotation, cellular component: nucleus; HIR complex.